Sitophilus oryzae (rice weevil) is the source of this 4813-nucleotide messenger RNA. RefSeq names its product palmitoleoyl-protein carboxylesterase NOTUM (gene Notum). Gene Ontology annotation, molecular function: hydrolase activity. The transcript is spliced from 8 exons. Lineage: Eukaryota; Metazoa; Arthropoda; Insecta; Coleoptera; Curculionidae. The coding region runs from base 192 to 1874 and encodes 560 amino acids. The record is from RefSeq and is a predicted model, not a curated record.
AGAGCGCGUCUCGUGUGUAUCGUCCGGUCCCCUUUACCUCUACAACACGCCGUCAGCGUAAUCUCCUUACUACGCUAGCAUCGUCGCUCGUUACAGGUGAAAGAAGGCUACGCGUGUCGAAGCAGCCCCGGUGUGAUAUCGGACUUUGGUGGUGUUCCCUUCGCCGAUGCUGCCGCAUCCUUGGCUACGUCAUGCGGAUCGAGAUACAGAUUAUCUCGCUGUGGCUAAGCAUAUGUGCCACGAUGCAAUACGUAGAUAGCUCUUCACCUACCACCCUAAACCAGCCCAUCUACACAAACUCAAUACAGAGGGUCGUCACUAACAGGACGAGUUUGAAUACAGACAUCAAACCAUUGAAGAAGGUGUUUCUCUCUAACAGAGCUGUUACGUGUAAUGACGGAUCACAGGCAGGAUUUUAUUUACGUAAAUCUUUCAACAGCAGAAAAUGGAUCAUCUUUCUCGAAGGCGGAUGGUAUUGUUAUGACACUUACAGCUGCAGAAAUAGAUGGCUGAAACAAAGGCAUUAUAUGACGUCGUCAAAAUGGCCCGAAACCAAAGAUGUCGGUGGUAUUCUGUCAUCAAACAUGGAGGAAAACCCAUAUUGGUGGAACGCCAAUCACGUUUUCGUACCGUACUGCAGCAGCGACUCGUGGAGCGGAACCAAGCGAUCGGAAAAACAAGGAAUGUUCAGUUUUAUGGGUUCGUCUAUCGUGCUACAAGUGGUUCGUGAUCUAAUUCCACUAGGAUUAGAGAACAGUACCGAUUUGUUAUUAGCCGGUAGCAGUGCUGGAGGAACUGGAGUCAUGAUCAACUUAGAUUUCGUUGAAGAACUCCUCCACGAGCAAAUGUUCCUGAAACAAAUCAAAGUGAGGGGUGUAACGGAUUCUGGAUGGUUCCUGGAUAGAACCCCGUACGCUCCAACUAUAAAACCUGCGGUGGAUGCAAUCAGAAAGGGAAUGGAACUGUGGGAAGGAAAAGUGCCAAGACGUUGUAGGGAACAGUACUUGAGCGAACCGUGGAGAUGUUACUUUGGAUACAGAUUGUAUCCAACGUUAAAAACUCCAUUAUUCGUAUUUCAAUGGCUGUUUGAUGAAGCACAAAUGGACGCUGACAAUGUUGGUGCACCAGUGACCAAACAACAAUGGGACUACAUACAUAAAAUGGGUGAUGCUCUGAGGCAUAGUUUUCAAAAUGUCUCGGCAGUUUUUGCGCCAUCCUGUAUAUCUCAUUCGGUUUUAACGAAGAGGGAUUGGCAAGAAGUGAAAAUUGACGAUAUCUCUAUUGCUGACGCUUUACACUGUUGGGUACAGAAAACGAAUAGAAGAAGGAUAAAACGUCGGAAAAAUCACAAGAAGAAAAAGCAACUGAAGAAGCAGAAACAGCUUCAACGAUCCGAACAACAACUGGAAAACAACUUAAAACGCGAUAACAAAGUCGAUCGAGAAACGAGAAACAAGAAAAAGAAGCGAAGAAGAGAAAGAAAACAAAAAGAAAGAAAGAGAAAGAGACAGGAGGAACAGAAUCGUCUGAAAGAUGUCGGAAAGAAUAGGACGAAGAAUUCGAUACCUCAGAAGAAUGUUUACUCUUUCGAGAACAGAACGAGGAAAUCAUCUAGUUCUGUGGCUCAAAAGAGACAGAGAAAUAAGCACUGUGCCCAUAGGAGACUGGAAAGGUGUUCGUGGCCUCAGUGUAACCAUUCUUGUCCGAAACUCCACAACCCUUUCACCGGUGAGGAGAUGGACUUCAUAGAACUCCUCAAGUCCUUUGGACUGGAUAUGGAAAAUGUGGCAAAUGCCUUAGGCAUCGACAUGGAAACCUUAAACAACAUGGACCACGGCGAACUACUUAACCUACUCACACAACAAACGAACUAAAUUUUAUUUAAUCUAAACUCUGUCUCAGUGAGCGCGUUGUGAUGAACAAACAUUUCUAGAAUAAGUCGAAAAUUUUUGCAAGAAUAUCUAAUUAAUAAUUUGGAAAUCAUUUCUAAUAGAGCUCGUCAAAUAUAGGAUGGUAUCUUGCGAUUUAAUUUUGAAAAACAAUGACAUUUAAAAACGAUAUUCAUUUUUGUUGCAAUUUUAAAAUGUCAUUACAUUGUAAUAUCUAAUUAGCAAAUUUAAAAAGUACACUAGUAAAUUAGUGAAAAGGAUGCUGCUGUUUGGCCGCAAUAAGAACGUUAAAUUGUGGCGUUAUCUUCGACAAAGCAAGGUGCAUAUCAUCUGCGACGUUCAAUCGGUUGCGACUUUUUGUUUUUAUUGAGACCAGAACCGAGAACCCUGCCUCAGCAAAGCUACGUAGUAGCAAAUUGGAUCAGAACGGACAUAGCUCGCUUGACAAGAAGAGGGUAAGCUUGACUUAAAGAACACUAAAACUCUCUAAGAUAUUUUGCAUGAAAUUCAGUUUUGAAAACUUCUUUUGCUCUUAUGCCAAUUAAAUCAUCUUUAAUGAGAUCUUCAUCGCUGAUAUUAUCCGUGUCGAUUAUAAAUGGACCCCGCACCCACGUUUCAUUUUCAAGCGAUUCUAAGUUAAAGUAGCCUUCAAAAGAAGUUUCCAAUGUAUCCUAAUGUUUAGACACCUCUUUCUGUAGCAUUUUUGAGAUCGUGUUACCGUCACCUUGAGCUAUUAACUCUUCAAACAUCGGCAAAUUUGCAAAGUUACCAGAUUCCACCCUUUUUUUCCAAAGUGGCAGUUUACAUAUGAAACCUUUCAACCGUUCAGAUGCAUUCACGAUGGUCACCGCAAAGCCCUGAAGAGACAAGUUAAUCUCAUUCAAUUGAGUAAAUAUAUCUGCCAAAUACGCUAGCCUCCGUACAAAAUCUUUGCUCUUAAUAUAUUCAGACAGUGAAUUUCCUUUAUCUUUUAGAAAAAGUAACACUUCUGCCCUCAACUCAAACAAUCGCUUUAAGACAUGUUCCCUUAACAGCCAACGAACUUCUGCGUAGUAAAGCAGAGUACUUCAUGUUCUGACCCCAUUUCUUGAUAAAGUUUUUUAAACAGGCGGUGGUUUAAAGCUCUUGUACCACAUGUAGAAAUAACUUCCUUCAUAAAUGUAGGCAAAGUCCGUGAAGCCAAGGCUUGUCGAUGUAAGACACAAUGAGUUAUUAUGACAUGAGGGAUCUCUUUCUUGACCAAAGCCGCGAAACCAGACUUAUUACCAAGCAUUGCUGGAGCUCCAUCGGUACAGAUACUACCAAGUUUAGUCUUCCAGUCUAUAUUUUUUUCGUUGAAAAACCUUUUUGUCAUUUUAGAAACAUCUGAACCCCUUGUAGUCUCCAAAAGUGAAUUGCAAAAAAGAAACUCGUCUUUAAUACUCCGUGUGUUUUUUUGUAAGUAACGGACAAAUACCAAGAGUUGGUUACAUUGUGACACAUCAGUGCUUUCAUCCAAUUGAAUGCUGAAUGCAAACGGUGAAGCAAUUAAUUCUUCAACGACUUAAAUAUUUGACGACGUUUCAACAAUUCUAAAAUGAAUAACAUCGUUUGAUAAGGGAACAGCUUCAACUUUGUUUUUUUGAUCCUUACGCGAAUCGCCUAGUAUUUAGUGAUUAAAUACCUACUGAAUUUGCUGCCCUACGCUAUUUUUUUUCUUAAUAAAUAUGUUUACAGUUAACUGGCGUAACACGGACCGCGGGGGGACCCAUGAUACACAUGCUAUGGACCCCUAAGGGGUCCGUGGACCACACUUUAAGAAACCCUGAUUUAAACCAAAAACUCGUAAUACAAAACUAAAUUGUCAAAAAGAUUGACAAUGUCAGGAAAUAAAUAAAUGUGGCAACUUCACAUUUUUUACAACAGAGCUACCACCUGAAUCCCCUGCGGGAAAUUUAAAUUCCAGUUGGUCAGCCCGGUGCCGAGUAUGUCCAUGGAUGGCAACAAUGAAUUUAAAAAUCGCGCCCUCGAUUACGUAACUAAAAGUUUAAUUGGUAUCAAAUAUAUGUUUCUUUACUGCGCAAAUAUGUGCGUUUGCAUGGAGAUACAUAAUCGCAUAUCAUCAUAUAUUUGAUAAGCUGUAAGUAUGUUCAAAACAAAUUCUCAUUUUUUCCAUAGGAUUCAACGAUUUUAAUUUAAUAUGUUUGUUAUUUAUAUAAGUCGUGUAAAAUAUUUAAUCAGUAUUUUUUGUUAUUUUGUUAGUUUUGUAUAAUUGUACAUAAAAUUUUUAUCGGAGUACUAUAGUUUCUAAGGUAUUGUACAUAACUUAUAUGUUCUAUUUAAAAAUACAGGGUUUAUAUUUUUAGAAACGUUAUUUUAAAACAAGUAGUAUAAAAAAACCUAGUGCAGUAAAUUUUGAAAUCCUGUUUACAAUAAUUGAAAAUAUUUUUAAUAACGCGCUUUAAGAAACCCUGUAUAAACAUUUAUUGUAUAUAUUACAUUUAUAACUAACUACCAUAACAAAUAUUUUGUAUAUAUGAAAUAAUUUAUUGUGUAUUUGUGUUCAAAACAUCGAAAAACCUGCUUUUUCGGAAAACUGCUUAUUUUCCAAAGUAGAAUUUAUGUUUUGAUGGAGAAAUACGACUUAUUGAUGUUCGAUUAAAGGGAAUUGAGAAUUAAGUAAAUAUUAUAACGAUCAUUAAGCAGACAAAACAGACGAUUUUAUGUAUUUGUUUUUGACUGCCGAUUAAAUUAUAUACAUAUUUUGAAAAAUAAGCAAUUUUCCUUUUUAGUUUUUCUUUUUAAGAUUUAUUUAUUCGCGUUGUACCCAAAGACGUUUUCUAUUAUGUUUUCAAAUCAAUAGGACUGAUUUUCGUUCUACCUCAUUUGUAUAGUACAUUUAGGUUGUAGAUUUUACUUAAUUUAAUUUUUAUAUUACUAAAUAA